CUUGCGGCAUGGCAGCACGGCCGCGGCCCGCCCGGCCCCAAGAUGGCCGCCCGCCCUUCACCGCCCGCUUCCGUCCCGCUGAGGCCUGCGGCUCCGGUUGCGGCGCGGCCGGCGGCUCAUGGCGCUGCUUCGGCUCCUGCUGCUGCGGGGCCGCUGCGGAUGGAGGCCUAACCCCGCGGUGUGGGCCCGGCCUCGGCCCCGGGGCCUGCAGGGCCUCCUGUCACAAACAGUUUCCCCCACGUGUCAAGGUCUCGGUGGGGUCCUGGUGAAGCAGCGCAUCAUCCGAGAUCCAGCCAGGCUUUGGAAUCUCUUAGGUAGCACUUGCUAUUUUACUACUUCAAGCUGGCAAAGGAGUAACCAUAAGAAUGGAGGAUUCAAAAAGAAAUCUCCAAAGGAGGAGGAGGAGGAAGAAAAACGCAGGAAAAGGGAAAAUCAGAUGCACCUCGAACGCUUGCGGGCACUCCUCAUCAUUACUUUAAUAGUGCUGCUGUUUCGAUUCACGGUCAGCGAGAACAGAGAAGGGACCAACAUCUCCUGGAAUUACUUCAUCAACGAGAUGCUGUCAAAGGGGGAGGUCCAGAGAAUCGAAGUGGUUCCAGAGAGUGAUAUUGUGGAAAUCUACCUGCACCCAGGAGGGACCCCACAUGGACAAGUUAACGUUACCCUGCUGUACACAAUGCGAGUGGCAAACAUCGACAAGUUUGAAGAGAAGCUGAGAGCUGCGGAGGAUGAGCUGAACAUUGAUGAGAGAGAGAGAAUCCCUGUUUCCUACAAACACCCCGGCUUUUAUGGAAAUGAUGUCAUCUCCCUGAUAGUGACCCUCGUGGCUGUGUCCAUGCUGUGGAGCAUCUUCCGCCUUAUAAGGGUUGCAGGCCGGGCAGGAGGAUUCAAUGCUUUUAACCAGCUGAAGAUGGCUCGUUUCACCAUUGUGGAUGGAAAAUCCGGGAAAGGGAUUGGCUUCAAGGAUGUAGCGGGAAUGCACGAGGCAAAAAUGGAAGUCAAAGAAUUUGUGGACUAUUUAAAGAACCCUGAUCGCUACCUUCAGCUUGGUGCUAAAGUGCCCAAGGGUGCCUUGUUGCUUGGACCACCGGGCUGUGGGAAGACGUUGCUGGCAAAGGCAGUGGCCACAGAAGCACAGGUGCCUUUCUUGGCCAUGGCAGGCUCUGAGUUUGUGGAGGUGAUAGGAGGUCUUGGAGCUGCGCGAGUUCGGAGUCUCUUCAGAGAAGCUCAGGCUCGUGCACCCUGUAUUGUGUACAUUGAUGAAAUCGAUGCUGUGGGCAAGAAGCGCUCAACCAAUGUGUCUGGUUUUGCCAAUGCUGAGGAGGAGCAGACAUUAAAUCAGCUGCUGGUGGAAAUGGAUGGAAUGGGGACCACAGAUCACGUCAUAGUGCUGGCUUCCACCAACCGCGCUGAUGUUUUGGAUAAUGCCUUGAUGAGACCUGGCAGGCUCGACAGGCACAUCUUUAUUGAUCUUCCAACACUCCAGGAGAGAAGAGAAAUCUUUGAGCAGCACCUGAAGGGUCUCAAACUGAUCCAAGAUGCCAGCUUCUACUCACAGCACCUUGCUGAGCUGACUCCAGGCUUCAGUGGAGCAGACAUAGCAAAUAUAUGCAAUGAAGCUGCUCUCCAUGCUGCUAGAGAAGGUCACAAAUCCAUUGAUACUUCCAACUUUGAGUAUGCUGUGGAAAGAGUCAUUGCAGGCACUGCCAAAAGAAAUAAAAUCUUGUCACCCGAAGAGAGGAAGGUGGUGGCGUUCCACGAGUCGGGCCACGCGCUGGUUGGCUGGUUGCUGGAGCACACGGAGGCAGUGAUGAAGGUUUCCAUAGCCCCUCGAACAAAUGCAGCUCUUGGAUUUGCUCAGAUCCUUCCAAGAGAGCAAUACCUCUUCACCAGGGAGCAGCUGCUAGAGAGGAUGUGCAUGGCACUUGGAGGGAGAGUGUCUGAAGCCAUCACAUUUAACAAAGUCACCACAGGAGCGCAGGAUGACCUGAAGAGGGUGACCAAGAUAGCCUACUCCAUGGUGAAGCAGUAUGGGAUGGUGCCCAGCAUCGGGCAGAUCUCCUUUCCGGAUGGGGACAGCACUGUUGGAAUUGGCCGUCGCCCUUUCAGCCAGAGCCUUCAGCAGAUGAUGGACCACGAAGCAAAAGUGCUGGUGGCUCAGGCCUACAGACGCACGGAAAAACUCCUAUUGGACAACCGAGAUAAGUUGCAAACGCUGUCUAAUGCCCUGCUGGAGAAAGAAGUGAUAAAUUACGAUGACAUUGAAGCUUUGAUUGGACCUCCACCCUAUGGGCCAAAGAAAAUGAUAGCACCCCAGAGCUGGCUUCAAGCAGAGAGAGACAAGCAAGACACUAGAGAUGAAGAAAUGCCCCAGCAGCCACCAAACCAUGAGGAGGAGGAAGAGCCGCGCCUGAGGCCGGUGUGAAGCCCUGUCCUGGUGCAGAAUGGGAGGACUCCAGAAGCGUCUUUUGAACACAGCUUCUCAGCUCUGGAAUCAAAAAUAAAGAGCAGGGCAUCUCUGUGAUGCUGUUUCCUUGAAAUUAAAGGAAUGGCCACGUUUAGUCUUGUAACACAAGCUUUAACCUUCAGGGAGGAGAACUUAGGAUUCUGAAAUUGAUUCUCAGCAGGAUAUUAGUGAUUAGGAGUUGGGUAAGAAGCUGGAAAGAACCUGUUUACACAGGCAGUGUAUGCCUUCUUGUAGGAUGUGGGCUUUCUUUUCCCUGAUUGAUAGUUUCUGUUCCAUUUUUACAUCAAGGGUUUCAGAAGCAGAGAGUGAGGGAAGCUGUGUUCAUAACCCAGCAGAACCUGAUGGUGAGUUGUUCGGAGCCAGCACUGCAGGGAAUGGCUCCAUUGUGAGCUGGCAGAGCAGCGCUGCUUGUUUGCAGGUGUGAGUCCUGGGUGCAUCUACACAAACCAGGCAGUUCUGCUGCCUGUCCUCACGGCAUUGCAGAGCACGCAGUGAUGGAAUGGUGGGCUGCUGUUCAGCAGGGGAAGCACUGAAGUGAUUCUUGUUGCCUGCUGUGCUCCGGCUGGGUCAGGCCCUUCAGGAAGGGUUCUUGAAUGGAGCUGUUCCAUAAAGAACUGACUGAGCUGGAGCUGAGCCCUCCCUUGGGGGCAGGGAGGAGGGUGACCUGCAUGGCACUGAACACAGGGUGCCAACAUGGCCCUGCUGGGUGCCCAUGGUUUGGACACUGCCCUGUUGAGCAGAAACAGCUGGGGAUGCUAUUACACCGAAUUGUUGCCCAUGUUGUUGUUGUUGUUGUUUCUUUCAGGCCUCUGUUUCCUUACAGGAGCUCAUUCUUUGUAUGUGUGUAGGAGCUGGUUCUAUUUGUAACACGAUGCCUGAGCUCCGGGCUGCCUCAAUAAACGCUGUGACACACGGA
Messenger RNA from Coturnix japonica (Japanese quail), 3383 nucleotides. RefSeq names its product SPG7 matrix AAA peptidase subunit, paraplegin (gene SPG7). NCBI's taxonomy places the organism in Eukaryota, Metazoa, Chordata, Aves, Galliformes, Phasianidae. Gene Ontology annotation, cellular component: membrane; m-AAA complex. Gene Ontology annotation, biological process: mitochondrial protein processing. The record is from RefSeq and is a predicted model, not a curated record. Gene Ontology annotation, molecular function: metalloendopeptidase activity; ATP-dependent peptidase activity; zinc ion binding.